GCUUGCCACGGCCUUUGAUUGCGCCACGAAGGACCAGCUUGAGCAAGCGAAGAGCAAGAAGAAGGCACAAGAAGCCAAGGCGCAAGAACAGCAGCGUCAGACUUUGAGACAGAAUGAGCGAAAUCGGCAGUGGGAGAAGGACGAGCAGAAGAAGCAGAGAGAAAAAGCCCGGGAGGAGAGCAAGCAGGCUGCCGAGCUCGAAAAAGUGAAAAAGCGCGCCUUCGCUGAGAAGGUCGUUGAGGCAUACUGGGAUGGGGAGAAGAGCUGGGUGGCAUGGCCGCAAGUGGCCGCCAAAGCAGGCGAAGUCAGGAUCGCUGUGCCAAUCGUGCUUGCUUCGCCAGUCGUGGUCCCGGUGAUACCACAGCCUUGCCCAAGCAUGGGGAUCCCGGGGCCCAUGCAGAAAGCGUGGAUCCCCCCACUUUCAGAAGCCAGCAGCCACAGCACAGCAGCCUCGGCCUCUAGCUCCCAGGGCUCGACUCGAGCCCGGCUCCCCAGCAAAGCCUCGGCCAACCAGAAGCGGAUCAACAGGGAGCUUGUCGUAGCUGGCAAGAGGAGUGGUCUCGAUGUUCUGAAGAUGGUGGCAACGCACCUGGGACAGAUGAAUGGCGUGAAUGUGGCUACGGCUUUCCACCGCAUGUCACAGGCCCCUGGACAUGAAGGAGAAGAGCUUUUGGCUAGCGCUGCCUUCAGCAGCAUGCUGGAGGUGGCGGAGUGCUACGCCGAGCAGGAACUGGCAAAGAGAGAUGCUUCGCUGCCAGCGAAUUGCUGCACCAUCAUCGCCUGGUCCUGCGCUCGGCUGAGGGUUUUCCCUCCGUCGCUUUUUGCGAAGUUGGCGGCUGUGGCGACGCCGCAGCUGGGAAGCUGUCAGCCUUACGAGAUCACGAAUUUGCUGUGGGCUUUCGCAGAGUUCCACAAGUACGAGCAGAACGCUGCUUCGGCCCUGGACCCGGAGCUCCGGGCCCUCGUAGAUGCUGUGGCAGAGGCCUUCCGGCUACGAAGCUUCGGUGCUUUUAAGGUGCAAGUCCUUACCUCGGCCCUCAUGUCCGUCAGCGCGUUUCCCUGGGACCCGAGCUUCACCAAGACCUGGAUCCUCACCAGCACCUUCCAGGAGCUAGUUUCACGCUGGGAGGAGCUGGCAUUCGAGGGUCAAGCGCAAGUGGUGCUUGCACUCAAGCGGCUAAGCAUCAAGUGUAAUCCUUUGUACAGAAGUCUCGUGAGCAAGGCGGGCGGGAUUAUGAUCUCACUGGAGGCUCAUGGGCUGAAAGAAUGA
Messenger RNA from Symbiodinium necroappetens, 1270 nucleotides. The record is from the annotation of a GenBank genome assembly. NCBI's taxonomy places the organism in Eukaryota, Dinophyceae, Suessiales, Symbiodiniaceae.